AUGAACCCUCCGCUCGAGAUCGGCAUCGUGGGCGAGAAGAAGCCCGUAACCGGAAGCUGUCGGCUUCCCGACGACUUGCACGAAGAGAUCCUGUCCUACCUCCCCGCGAAGACAUUCUUCAGACUCCAACCUGUCUGUAAGUCCUUCCACGAGCUCUCGGAAAAGUCUGAUUUCCUCCAUUCACAAUCAGAUCUCUGCAAAGCCGUCUCCGGAUUCUUCAUCAAGAGCUAUAGUUCCUUCGACUCCUUUCUCCACGUUGACCCCUGCGCCGGCGUGCCCAGAACCUUUGGCGAAUUCCUGAGCAAGAACAAUGGCUUCAUCCUUGGGUCAGCUGAUGGCCUUGUCUUCGUCAGGCACGACAACCGCCGUGCUACCACCCAUAGUUUAUUUGUCUACAACCCGGCACGUAGGACUCGGUGUCAUCUACCCGCACCAUCGGACAUGUGUCUGGAGGGUGGCAUCGCGGCAGUGACCUUCAUGAACGACGGAGAGAAGGUGAUGAAAGACUACAAGCUGGUCUACCUCUCACCAACCUCGGAGUGGAAAUCGUUUCGCCGCUGCCAGGUCUACGACUCGGUGGCAAAGAUGUGGACGAUGGACAAGCGUCUCGACUUUGGAGGGGCCGCAAUAGACUUGGAUCACCCGGUGGUCUACGACGAGACCAUAUUCUGGGUGUCGACUCCGGGACCGCUCAUGAUGAUUAAUCGGUACGUCGUCGCUUUCGACCUGAGGACCAAGUGCACGCAGAUCAUCCGUCCGCCGGAAAGAAUGAACAUCGAUCGCUCCGACACCAUUGGGAUCGGAAAGUGGGAGGGAAAGUCGGUUUGCCUGAUUCAUUACCGUAAGUCUUCUCGGGUGUUCGCUCUAGAGCUGCUGGAGAAGAGUGGCAACGGUGCGAUACGCUGGGUGACGACGCAUGAGGCAAGCUUGGACCGGAUGGGGUUCACGAUGCUGUGUGAGGUGGCGACGACUACACUACUUGUUUUCGCUACACUUGAAGAUGCAUACACCUACAGUAUAAAGGAUGGAGAAAUCAAGAAACUGGGACCGCUGGGAUUGUGGUUUACAUCGUUGAUCCCUUACUCUAAUACGCUUCGGCCAUGCGGUGAAGAAGAGGAACUUUUCGAAACAACCUGA
Messenger RNA from Musa acuminata AAA Group (dessert banana), 1137 nucleotides. RefSeq lists its product as uncharacterized. Gene Ontology annotation, molecular function: protein binding. Bases 1 to 1137 code for a protein of 378 amino acids. The transcript has a single exon. The record is from RefSeq and is a predicted model, not a curated record. Lineage: Eukaryota; Viridiplantae; Streptophyta; Magnoliopsida; Zingiberales; Musaceae.